This is a messenger RNA of Conger conger (European conger), 3608 nucleotides long. It is a transcript of the gene faim2b, whose product is annotated as Fas apoptotic inhibitory molecule 2b. Gene Ontology annotation, cellular component: Golgi apparatus; endoplasmic reticulum; membrane. Gene Ontology annotation, biological process: negative regulation of apoptotic signaling pathway. The coding region runs from base 249 to 1088 and encodes 279 amino acids. Lineage: Eukaryota; Metazoa; Chordata; Actinopteri; Anguilliformes; Congridae. The record is from RefSeq and is a predicted model, not a curated record. The transcript has 12 exons.
GUGGGGGAGUCAUCCAUUGUGAUCGAGGAUUAGCCUAGUGCUGCGGUAUAAAGCGUCAGUUUAAUCUCAGCACCUGUCAUACUCUUUUCUCAAUCUCCAUCAAACAACAGAUAGCAGCAUAGUUGCUGUAUGUGUGCGUUCAUAGAAGGAAUAAAAAUAAGAGACAAGAAAAAAAACAAGACAGAAGCAUCUUUUUCGAGAAGAGAAAUUACACCUUUUGGACGUCGUCAGGAACUUAAGACUGAGUCAUGACCCAAGGGAAGAUCUCUGUGACAAACAAGACUGCCAAUGAGCAGCAAGGGGGAGGUGUUAUGCCAGCUGCCCCGCCAAGCUAUGAGGAGGCGACAGCAGGAUCAAGCCCCAGUUACAGUGCGAGUUACCUUGGUGAUGGGGAGAUGCUGACAGAAUUCACCUGGGAUGACAAGAACAUUAGGCGGAUUUUCAUCCGCAAGGUUUACGCUAUCCUGAUGAUCCAGCUGCUCGUCACCAUGGCCAUCGUGGCCCUCUUCACAUUCUGCGAGCCAGUGAGGUUCUACAUUCAGACCCACCCUGGAUGGUACUGGGCUUCAUACAUUGUGUUUUUUGCCACCUACCUGACACUGUCUUGCUGUGCAGGACCCCGGAGGCAGUUUCCAUGGAACUUGAUCCUGCUGGCCAUCUUUACUCUGGCUCUCUCUUAUAUGACAGGAAUGCUAUCCAGUUUCUACAACACCAAGUCUGUGGUGCUCUGUCUUGGGAUCACUGCCCUGGUCUGUCUGUGUGUCACCGUCUUCAGCUUCCAGACCAAGCUCGAUUUCACUUCCUGCCUGGGCGUGCUCUUCACCUUAUCCAUGGUCCUGUUCGUAUGUGGGAUCGUCUUGGCCAUUGUCAUCCCUUUCGGAUACGUGCCCUGGUUACAUGCCAUCUACGGUGCUCUCGGAGCAAUACUCUUCACUAUGUUCCUGGCGUUUGACACCCAGCUGCUGAUGGGGAACAAGCGGUACUCCAUGAGCCCUGAGGAGUACGUCUUCGCCACGCUCAGCAUCUACCUGGACAUCAUCUACAUCUUCUCCUUCUUCCUCCAACUGUUCGGGACGGGCCGGGAGUGAUCCUGGCACCCCGGAGCAUUGCAUGACCCGAAAGGCACUCCACUGUGAUCGUCCGUACACUUCACUCUCCGGGUCCAGGUCCUUUCCGGGUCUCUCACCUUCUCACCAAUCGAGUGAGCCCUCACAUCCCCCUUGCAUGAUAGGUUUGUAAACCUUCGCUGACCAGCAUCACUUCUCCCAGUCUUAAUACACAUUUGUGACGUCAGCCAUUUUGUCUUUUAGACUGUCUAAAACUAUCAAACAAUUGAUUGUGCUCCAGUCAGUUCAAGACCUAAAGCUUUGUCUCAUUGGUCCACUCUCGUGCUUUACACCACUGCCUCACCAAUCACAUACUCCCAGCAGGGCUGCCUGUUUUCAGUAUUUAUUUUUCCAUUACCGCUCCACCAGCAGGGCUUUGAGCCAAAAAUGAGCCACAAUAUCAUGAGCUAUGAACAUAAUGAAUUGCGGUGAAAUCUGAAACAGCACGUCUUCACUUGGAAGAGAAUGAUGGCUAGAUCUCUGUAAUGCUAUUACAGAAGCAACCCAAACCAAACAGUAGAAAAAUCCAUUGAACACAGCAGCUGUAUGCAGAUAUUCAUUCCUAAAGCUGACUAUAAAACAAGCUCUAACACGGUACAAAACUUCCAGUUCUCUGCUGUGUUUGUCCUGUGGUAGCUGUGUGCUGUAACAGAGAAAAUAACUGUACCAUUUGUGUUUUGGGUAUUAAUGUAACCUGGGGAAUGGAACUGGUAAAAUGAUAAAUUAGUGACAAUCUGCUGAUCAAUAAUACAAAUCUGAUCCAGUUACUGAAUAUGACCGAAAUCUGAUCCAGUAACUGAAUAUGAUCAAAACAUUUUAUAUUUGUUAUUUAAUAAAUUUGGCACUCAACCUGGGUCUGAACUUGUCCAAACCCCACCCUAAUUUGGAAUGUCCAGCGAUCUACAACUGCAGCCGUGUCCACACAUGAAGCUCAUCUCUUCUCCUGUCCGUUGUUCAAUGCUUUCACUCCUACUGUAUGUUUGUUCCUGUGUUCUCUACUACUUGAAUUUUACUCUCUAAAAAACCACUAAUUGCACUCUGUAGUUUGAGUAUUGAAUUUUUCUGUGUUGUUUGUCCUUUCUGUGUUUUGUUUUGUUUCCAAAAUAUAGUAUGGUGUCUUAGCCAAAGCAUGUUUGUAAAAUGUAUAUAAUAUGAUGCUUCGUUGUCAUACACUGAUCUUUAUGAACCAAGAGCUUUAGUCUCAGAUUAGUUCAAGUACAUCACGAAGGGAAUAGCAGUUUUAUGCUACCUACUUUUGGUAAUUUGAUCAUUUUGUGCAAAUGAAGUACCCCCCCCACCCCCACUGCAAAGAACAGAGCCAACUGAUGCUAAGCAAUAUAAUAUAUGUAUGAGCCAAGUAAGAGUGCUAAGCAGAGUCAAUCUGCAAGAAUAAAGAAAAUAGAAAAUGAAUGCAUUUCAGUUUUAAUACCAGCAAACCUAGAUAUAACAUAACAGUCAAUACCAUUAUAAAGCUUUGGUCAUGGUAGUACUGGUGCCGGUGACUACAGCAUGUUCUUUGUUUUGUUCCAUGUUGCUUGACCUUAACAUCAGUCAUGUUAGCUCAGUCUACCAUGCAUGGUCAGUGAAUGCUGUUCUUGUAUGCAUGCAAACUCUUGUCUCAUCAAGGUAGUUUUUCAUGUCAGUAUAGUCUUGUUGAAAUUACCAUAGAUUACACCGGCAUCAAGACCAUUGUGGUGCUUCUUGAAUUAUAUGGGAAAGACCACCGACGUCUGAACAAUCCCAUGUGUUAAUAUCUCUUUUAAAAGCAUUGUGCAUAAGUGCAUAAGUGGGCAUGAAAAACUAAACUGUCAAUAUUAAUUUAGUUCAGACUUUCAGAUAUACAUUGCAAUUUUGUGUUUAUUUGGAAAAAAGAUAAUAAAAGAUCAUCAAAGUUUGUGCUUAAUGCCAAAAUCAUUGUAUUGGUAAAGAAACAUAGUACAGCACAGCGGUCAGUUACAAUUAAAUACUGAGAUAACUUUACAUUCAGGGCAAUGGUGUGCUUGGCUUUUACAGGGGAUGUUAAUGGAAUAUACAGUAGAUACCUACUCUCUAAGUGAUGUCUAUGCAGCUUCACUCAUUCAGAGUUCAGGGGCACUUUACCCUGCAUUAGCUAUUCACUAACUGUGUUGUAUGUGGCCUUUGGAAUAAUAAUUCCAUAACUGCCAUGAAAUGUAAAUGUGAGAUGAGAUGCAAAGUUCUUUAAGACAUAGUUUAAGGUCAAUGCUUGUUUUUGUCUUCCCACAAAAUCUUCAAAGAAAUAUUACAUUUGUAUCAGAUAACCACAGUACUAAGAAAGAGCAACUGUGCUAUUUUUGUGAGAUAAUGAAGAGAUUAUGCUUUUUCCCAAUGUUCCAGAUAUAUGGUAUGUGUCCAAUUCAUUGUAUGAACUGAAACACACAUGCUGUAUAUUUUACUGUGUAUUUAUUUACUUUCAUAUUUAUUGGGGGGAAAUGAAGGAAGAAUGUAUUUUCUGUAAGUUGAAAAUAAAUGAUGCAAUACUGA